This is a messenger RNA of Nannizzia gypsea CBS 118893, 1995 nucleotides long. RefSeq lists its product as hypothetical. Gene Ontology annotation, biological process: regulation of transcription by RNA polymerase II. The coding region runs from base 1 to 1995 and encodes 664 amino acids. The transcript is spliced from 5 exons. Lineage: Eukaryota; Fungi; Ascomycota; Eurotiomycetes; Onygenales; Arthrodermataceae. Gene Ontology annotation, molecular function: DNA-binding transcription activator activity, RNA polymerase II-specific; RNA polymerase II cis-regulatory region sequence-specific DNA binding. The record is from RefSeq and is a predicted model, not a curated record. Gene Ontology annotation, cellular component: nucleus.
AUGUUACGAAGUCGAAGAAGUUCGCAAAAGCCAGAUGAGGCACUUUACAGUCACUUCAGACAGAAAUACCCCAAUGCAAGUGCCAAUUUCAAACCCGCUGGCUCGAAGAACUCAAAAGCAUUUAUACCGAGUCCCUCUCUCAAACAGUCUCAGAGACUGGAGGGCUGUGAUUUAUACAAUCCCGCACUAAAAGCCCAACUUGAUCAGUUAACCCUGGCCCAGCCUCUUGUGUAUCCUGACGAUAUCCCUUUCUCGACAUUUACGAAUAUAUCGCCGUCGUGCAAUCCUUGCAAAACGCCUGAAGAAGUGUUAACCGACGAAAAUCGCUCGAUUGACCUCCUAACCCAGCCAGUGACCUUUGAUUCUGUUGACUCAAAUACGAUAACAUGCACCUCGUCUGCUGACCAGUCUCUGUUAUCACACUCUGCUGGCGACCAGGCUAUCUUGCCACAGCUGUCGGCACCAUAUGAUAUGGCGCUGUCGACGGGUGAAUUUGAGCAACGCAGUAUCAAUGCACCUGCAACGCUUCUUCACGGUGUACCGAGUCUCAGUACGUUGAGCGACAUACCGAAUGUUGCAGACAGUUUGCAAUUUGACUGUGAUAUGGCUGGUUUGACUACUAUUAGUCGGCGAGAAUCAGCAAGUUCAAUAAGGCAUUCUGACUUUGGUGACGAUUUCCGAUUCCACUCGACAUUGCAUGCAGCCACUGCGAUGGUGCAGGGCCCAGAUGAUAUACCGAUAACGUAUCUUAACAAGGGUCAGAUAUACACGUUAACCGUAUCUGAUGCCGGUGGCAUGGAACUUGGAAGUUAUCCCACAAAGUACCGCACUACUGUACGGAUAACUUUCGAAGAUGAGAAACAACGAUCAAAGCCGGCAAGUUAUUGGAAGCUAUGGCAAGAGGGCCGUGGCGCCAACAGGGCUUAUCAGAGUGAGAGUACGCUGCUUGCAGUUGAAUAUGUGCCGCACAACCAGGGUGAGGAUUUGCAGCCACGAUAUCGGCAGGUCCAACUAGAACAUAACAGCCUCGACGGAUUUUCGGUUAUAUGGACUCCGCAUAAGAUUAACAAUCGGCGGGACUGUGCUAUAUAUGUUCGGUUUAACUUCGUGUCGACGAGCUUUAGUUAUUCCAAGGGAGUGAAAGGGGUUCCACUCAGACUUUGUGCAAAGACAGAGGCAAUUUCACCUUCUCAUGAGAUACCCGGGGCACCAAGUUACUCUGAAAUCAGCUACUGUAAAGUCAAGCUAUUUCGAGAUCACGGUGCGGAGAGGAAGCUUUCAAAUGACCUUAUCCAUGUGAAAAAACUUAUACAACAGGUGAAAGAACAGAUAUCCGAAGCAACAAUGGGGACUUCCAAUACCGGCAAACGAAAAAGAUGCAAUGGUUCUGCGUUGAUUAACGGAAAUGAGUCCACGCCAAAGACACGGAGAUGCUCCAAAAUCCCAUGGUCGUAUGGCCAGGACAUAGCCAUGAAAGGCCCCUUUGAGGAUGAUCUCCGGGUGGAGCUGAAGCGGUUAACGGAUAAGACCAUGUCUAGGCGAGAAGUCAGCAUUCUUAAUCUCAAGGGAGAGCCUCAAGAUGAUUUAGACUUGUUCCCCUUAGAGAUGGAUAUACGACGGAGAGGCAGCGAUGCCCAUGGACCGGAACCAGAAACGGAGGCCAGGGCUUCCUCAAUAAAAGAACCAAAAUAUUGUUUUUAUGUGCAGCGACGACAGAAUAAACAGGGAAAUGGAGGCUACUUUCACGCAAUAUAUAUCCAGCAACUAACGGCGAAGGCUUUCACUGAAGCCCUAGUGAAGAAGUGGAAAUUCAAGUCAGCGGGCAAGGUACACACUCUGCUGAUCCACGAGGAUGGGCUGAGUGUUGUCGCGGAUGAUCUUGCAGUGCAAGCACUGCCGGAAGGAAAAGGGGUAUUAUUUGAUUUUUUGGAAGUGCAUGAAGAGCCUUCGGACGUUAACAUGGAUAAUGACUCGGAUACAGCGCAGGAGCUAUAG